Messenger RNA from Cylindrotheca closterium, 933 nucleotides. Lineage: Eukaryota; Bacillariophyta; Bacillariophyceae; Bacillariales; Bacillariaceae. The record is from the annotation of a GenBank genome assembly.
AUGGAAGUUGCUACUAGUAGAAGACCCAUCGAGAUGCCACACCAGUCACCAGGCUUCUUUAAAAGACGAACUUUCAACCAGAUGAAGAAGCGAUCGCACUCUGCCGACACAGAUGAUUCGUUCUCAUCGCACACACUUGAGACUAGACUUUCAAACUCCAGCAGUUCGCAUGAUCGAAGUGCAACCGAGUGCCUCAUCGAGUUGAGGGAUUAUUUCAGCAGUCCAUCUUCGCCUUCCGUUUCGGAUGCCGAAAUCUUUCGAUUUGCUUGCUACCAUAACUUCCAAUACAGCGAAGCACUCACGGAUAUACUCCAGAAGCAUGACUCGCGACACAUGAACCUACGCAUGUCAGGCUUUCUGAUGAAACAACUGCAGACCAAGACUCUCUUUCCACUUCCCGGCCUCAAGACCAAAAACAAGAAGUGUGAUGUAUUCUAUAUGCGGCCGAGUCGCUAUGUACCAUCACAGAUGAAGACCACGAUGGUAAUUGACAAUCUGUGCUACGUUCUGAAUGAUCUUAGUCAAACGAAGGAUCAGUGUCAGAACGGAGUCGCGUUCAUUGCCAACAUGAAUGAUUGGACCAUGAAGAACUUUUCGCAUGAUUAUUGCUUUCAAUUUAUGCAAGCCUUGCAAGGGAAGAUGGUCCCAACCAAGGUGGAACUCUUUCUCAUUGUCAAUCCACCUUCGUGGUUCGGCCGUGUCUGGAAGGUCAUGAAGUCCAUGCUAUCCAAGUCCUUUGCGAAGAAAGUCCACAUGAUCAAAGAAGAUCGACUUGGAGAAUUUCUUAUGGAUGGGUACGACCAGUACGUACCAGACGAAUUCAGUGCUGGUUGGAAAAUAACCGAAGAGAUCACUGAUGACUACAUCGACUUUAGGCAGUAUGAAGAUAGCCAGAAGGAUACUGGCUUGAGGCUCAUACAUCCUAGAGGAUAA